Molecule: messenger RNA, 2706 nt
Organism: Acanthoscelides obtectus
Lineage: Eukaryota; Metazoa; Arthropoda; Insecta; Coleoptera; Chrysomelidae
Source: the annotation of a GenBank genome assembly
GAGAUAAUAAACAGAACACCCUGCAUCAGCCCACCUUCCAACAUCAGGCAUACCGUGUCACACCAUACUUUGACAGUUCAUCAAACACACCUGUCAAACGGCAUCAGAACUAUCACAAACGCGUCGGUGCUUUCAUUAUCGAAUAUCCGAAUCAGUGAUGGGUAGAGAUAAACGAGAUAUACCCAAACAUCGUUGCGGAUUGAAAAAGACCACACGCGGCUUGCAGCCUUUGCCCCCCAGCGCAUCUAGAUGGAUGAAGUUCAAGCGAUGGGUGAAAAUUUUGAGCUUACUGGAUGAGAAGAACCGAAGAUGCAUCAGUUUCUUUGCUGGUACUUCUGAGAUGAGGAACGAGUUCUACAGACAUGUUAAGAAUCGUGAUAAGUACGUGAUACAUCCAUUCAGCAAGCUAAGCUACAUCUUGGACCUGCUGUUUUUCUUUUCAUGGGGGGCCCAGCUCGUCAUCCUACCAGUGUACUACUCAGUGGCAGUCACUUUACAUGACGUACUGAACCCAAUUACAGCUUCCGCUCUGGCUACUAUUCAAACAAUAUCUGUUGUUUCCCUCUUUUUCAUCGGUUACAUCAAGUACAAAACCAAAACAAUAGUAAUCGACCACAAAAUGAUCUGCUUGCACUAUGUCAGGACAUUCUUCAUACCAGACCUCAUAGCAGUAGUUGGACCAGUCUUACACGUGUUUAUGCGUACGGUCAUGGUGACAGUUUCUAUAGAUGAAACAGACGAGUAUGAUUAUAUUCACUUUCUAUAUCGGUACUCAAUAUCAUUCUGCUACGUAAUCAGGCUGAAAUCGCUCAAGAAAACCACCAGAGACAUUUUGGUGGUUUCUGGAAUGCCUGAAACUGUCACUUUUACUGUUGAUCACUUAUGCACAAUGACACUAAUGCUACAUAUGAUGACUUCACUGGCUAUUUCCAUCCCAUGGACGAUUUACCACAUAGAUUAUCCUGAGGAGUCUUGGUUGAGACAAGCUAACAUACACAAUGUUACUCUUUCUGGUAUUUCCACAGUGUACGGACAUGGCUUUCUAAUGACAUGCUGCUACUUUUUCGGAUUAUCUCAUGGGGGCUAUCACAUAACUAUGCCAAACGAAGAGAUAACACUGUUCAUAGUUUCAUUUAUAGGAAGAUUAUACACACUUUAUAUGAUCGCUGACUUGUUGAGAUUAUUUGGUUUGGUGAAUAUAUCAGAAAGCAGAUACGAACAUUUCCUUGUAAUGUUGAAGGAGUACAUCAAGUCAAAGGAUCUGCCUCCUCAAAUGAGGGUAAAGGUGUUAAAUUACUAUAAGUACAAACUCCAAGGGAAUUACUUCAGUGAAAGACAAAUAUUCGAUACACUUUCGGUACAUCUCAGAAUUGAAAUGCUUUUAUAUCGCGCCAGAAACUUCUUGGCCAAGAUGCCGGUACUUCAAGUUAUACCCAGGGAACAACUUGGUGCGCUGAUAGCUGAAAUGCAGAAUAAACUUUACUCUCCAGGUGAUACGAUUGUCAAAGAGGGACAGUUGAUGGAUAAUGUCUACAUUAUAAAAUGUGGUACUGUAGCCAUGUAUCGCAACAACACUGAGCUGUGUCACAUAGAAGAUGGUGACACGUUUGGCGAAUCUUUAUUCACAGCAACUGGGAACAUCCAAUAUCAGUUUACCUAUAUCGCGAUAGAUUAUUGUGAGAUAUACAAUAUCCCUAAAGAUAAGUUUAUUCAGGUUUUAAUGGAAUACGAUGAUGUGAAAAAAUUCUUUGAAACCAGGCUUCACGGAAAGGAGAAAAAAAUCGAUCAUUUGAAAAGGAGUUUAUCGGAAACUAAUGAUAUAGUAAGCCAAUUAAAGAGUGGAAAGAUACUGGAGAAGCCUAAGUUAAAACCCACCUACUUAGCUGAGUAACAAAAUAAUUGCUUAGUGAUAUAAGAAGAUAUAUCAAUACUUGCACGUAAUUUUGACUUAUUUACUUAAAGUUGGAACUUCUUUCAAGAGAUAUAAAGGGACGAUGCAAGAAUUGACAUUGAACCACAGCUCGUAUUUAGAAUACUAUGUUGUAUUUUAGAAAAAUGAUUGUUGAAUAUUUUUCUCAGGUCUGCAUUGAUAAUAAACUGGAUCGGGGACCAUAGGGUUUUCUAGCCCUGAACAUAAUCCAGACGUAAAGUUGAUCGUAUAUAUGACUUUUUUACUUGAAUAUUUCAGAACAUCUUUAUUUUGAAGUUUCAUCAAACAUACUCAAUUUUGACGUCCUAGCAGAUCACCAUUUUAAAAGUAGUGAUUUUGCAUUCUAGGGUUUUACAAUUACUCAUAAUGAGCCUUGAAAUGACAAAUCAUUCCAUUUAAAAAAAAAGGUCCAAAAUAGAACCCUGUAGCUAUUUUGAAAUUUUCAAAAUUUUGGGUGUUGCGUGAGGCGAGGGGUAGGUUGAAAGUAACUGUAUAUGUUCUGUAUCUCAGUGUUAUAGAUUUGAAGCAGGAACUCACACCAUUCGACUGAAAUAAAAAUAUACUUGUAGUCUUGCGCGAGCUUAUGCACCAUCCAUUAUCUUUUAAAAGAUAUUCUAACCAAUGCGCCAAAAUCUCAGAUAUAUCAUCACACAAUCUAUGUAAUCCAUAUCAAAACUUCGUGCAGGUAUCUAUUUUUUCAAUGUUUGCGUUAUUUGUGUUUCUAGUGCUCUGACCGUUAUGUUUGUAAAUAGGAAAUAUAGUGCAGAUGUUUUAGG